GCCCCCAGGACCCGCCCCCGGCCCACAAGGCCCUGCAGGGAGCGGGCCCGGACGUGCAGCGAUCGAGGUCGGGUAGCCGUCCAGCCCGCAGCAUGAGCGCCCCCAGCGCGACCCCCAUCUUCGCGCCCGGCGAGAACUGCAGCCCCGCGUGGGGGGCGGCGCCCGCGGCCUACGACGCGGCGGACACGCACCUGCGCAUCCUGGGCAAGCCGGUGAUGGAGCGCUGGGAGACCCCCUACAUGCACUCGCUGGCCGCCGCCGCCACCUCCAAAGGGGGCCGGGUCCUGGAGGUGGGCUUUGGCAUGGCCAUCGCAGCAGCAAAGGUGCAGGAGGCACCCAUUGACGAGCACUGGAUCAUCGAGUGCAAUGACGGCGUCUUCCAGCGGCUCCAGGACUGGGCCCCGCGGCAGACUCACAAGGUCGUGCCCUUGAAAGGCCUGUGGGAGGAUGUGGCGCCCACUCUGCCUGACGGACACUUCGAUGGGAUCCUGUAUGACACGUACCCGCUCUCGGAGGACACCUGGCACACACACCAGUUCAACUUCAUCAAGAACCACGCCUUUCGCCUGCUGAAGCCGGGGGGCGUCCUCACCUACUGCAACCUCACCUCCUGGGGGGAGCUGAUGAAGACCAAGUACUCGAACAUCACCACCAUGUUUGAGGGUGGGCACCGAGGCGCACGUGACCUCGACAGCCCUCAGAGGUGACCUGCGCCACCCCCACCCAGGAGACGCAGGUGCCCUCGCUGCUGGAGGCCGGCUUCCGGAGGGAGGACAUCCGCACCAAGGUGAUGGCGCUGGUCCCGCCGGCCGACUGCCGCUACUACGCCUUCCCGCAGAUGAUCACGCCCCUGGUCACCAAGGGCUGAGCCCUCGCCCCAGCCUGGCCACACCCGUGCCCUCCUCCGUGCCUUCCUGGCUGGGAGCCCAGGCUCUCCUGCCAGCCCCGCCUGACCCCAGCUUUCCCGCUUGUCUGUGAGGGGUCCCUGAGGUGAAGUAAACGCUGGUGCUGGGCUGUCGGUCCCCAGUGA
Messenger RNA from Callithrix jacchus (white-tufted-ear marmoset), 1030 nucleotides. It is a transcript of the gene GAMT, whose product is annotated as guanidinoacetate N-methyltransferase. Gene Ontology annotation, cellular component: cytoplasm; nucleus. NCBI's taxonomy places the organism in Eukaryota, Metazoa, Chordata, Mammalia, Primates, Cebidae. The record is from RefSeq and is a predicted model, not a curated record. Gene Ontology annotation, molecular function: guanidinoacetate N-methyltransferase activity. Gene Ontology annotation, biological process: creatine biosynthetic process.